AUGACGCAGUGCUUUGACGUCAAGAACCCGGCCACUGGUGCGGUGGUGGGCAAGUAUGUGCAGCAGCAGGCAUCCGAUAUUGUAAAGGCUGUAGCGAACGCACGGGUGGCGCAGAAGGCUUGGGCUCAGCUCACGUACGACCAGCGAGCGGUGCACUUAAAGAAGAUGAAAACCUUCCUCGCCUCCAACGCCGAUCGCGCGACCGACGUGAUCGUGUCUUGCAGCGGUAAGACUCGCCAGGAUGCGCUCGCGACGGAGGUGCUCUCAGGAGUCCUGGCGUGCGACUGGUAUGCCAAGAACACCAGGAAGGUGUUGGUGCCGCAAAAGCUGCCGGUCGGCUCCAUUUUAUUCGCCAACAAGUCGAACACAAUCUACUACGAGCCGGUGGGCGUUGUCGGCAUCAUCUCUCCGUGGAACUACCCAUUCUCCAUUCCGUUCGGUGAGGUACUGAUGGGACUGAUGGCCGGCAAUGCGGUACUGCUGAAGGUGGCUACAAACUCCACCCCUGUUGGCUGCUUCAUUGAAGAAGUGGUGCAGGCGGGGGAGUUGCCGGUAGGACUCUUUCAGCAUCUCAUCAUCAGCGGCGCCGAGGUCGGCCGAGCGCUGCUGGAGGCUGGCAUCAACAAGCUCUUCUUCACUGGCAGCGUCGGCGUUGGCAAGAAGCUCAUGGCCGAGGCGGCCAAGACGCUGACCCCGGUGUCCCUGGAGCUUGGCGGCAACGACCCGAUGUUGGUACUCAAGGAUGCCUCGAUUGAGCGCGCCGUAAACUGCGCUUGCUGGGGUGGCUAUCAGAACGCCGGCCAGAGCUGCGGCGGCGUGGAGCGCAUCUACGUGGACGAGUCCAUCUACCCCGAGUUCCUCGCCCAGCUGAAGGCAAAGACAGAGGCGCUGCGCCAUGGCCCGGACACCGGCGCCUUUGAUGUGGACAUUGGCUGCAUCACAACCAGGGGUCAGUACGAAACGAUUGCUGCGCAGGUGAAAGAGGCGCUGGCGCAGGGUGCCCAGAUUGAGGCACAGAGCCGGCCUAGCGCGAACUGCCCAAAGAACGGUUUCUUCUACCCAGCCACGGUCCUCAGCGGCUGCACACCAUCGAUGAGAAUCAUGAAGGAAGAAACCUUCGGCCCGAUCCUCCCCGUGAUACCCUUCAAGACGGAGGAGGAGGGCAUCCAGAUGGCGAACGACUGCACCAUGGCUCUCACGAGCAGUGUGCACUCUCGCAACAUGAACCAUGCCAAGGAGGUGGCGAUGCGGCUGGAAAGCGGGGUGGUCACCAUCAACGAUCACCUCUACUCUCACGGAAUGUCGGAGGCGCCGUGGGGUGGGUGGAAGGAGAGCGGAAUCGGCCGUACGCACGGCUACCUGGGGUUGAAGGAGAUGGUGAAUGCAAAGUGCAUCAACUCGGAUCGGAUGCCCUCCGGCUUGCUGCCACGCAAUCUCUGGUGGUACCCGUUCAGCCGCGAGACAGACGCGAUGCUCCGCAAUGUGCUGUCCUUUGCCGCCCCGACAAGCAUCUUGCAGAUGCUGUCGAGCCUGUGGUACAUCAUCACGCACUGCAGGUAUAUGUUCUGUCCAUGGAAGAUCAGCAGCACGGAGAAGUGA
Molecule: messenger RNA, 1599 nt
Organism: Leishmania mexicana MHOM/GT/2001/U1103
Lineage: Eukaryota; Euglenozoa; Kinetoplastea; Trypanosomatida; Trypanosomatidae
Product: putative aldehyde dehydrogenase
Exons: 1
Coding region: 1-1599 (532 amino acids)
Molecular function (GO): aldehyde dehydrogenase (NAD+) activity
Source: RefSeq, a predicted model, not a curated record